This is a messenger RNA of Fusarium redolens, 2817 nucleotides long. Its product is annotated as amino acid permease-domain-containing protein. Gene Ontology annotation, cellular component: membrane. NCBI's taxonomy places the organism in Eukaryota, Fungi, Ascomycota, Sordariomycetes, Hypocreales, Nectriaceae. The record is from RefSeq and is a predicted model, not a curated record. Gene Ontology annotation, molecular function: amino acid transmembrane transporter activity. Gene Ontology annotation, biological process: amino acid transmembrane transport. The transcript has 7 exons. The coding region runs from base 1 to 2817 and encodes 938 amino acids.
AUGCAUAUCCAAGUAAAGUCUGACCCUCACCCCGAGGUCAACGAAUCAACCCCCUCCACCAAGUCAGUCGAGCAUGGCACUGCCGACACUGAACUUGAACGCGCCCUCCAUGGCCGCCAUCUCCAAUUCAUCGCCAUCGGUGCCGCAGUCGGUACAGGCCUCUUCAUCGGCACGGGCAACGCCCUUGCAACAGCCGGCCCCGUCUCCCUUCUCAUCGCCUUCAUCUUCGUCGGAAGUCUUCUCUUCGCAGUGAUGACAGCCCUCGGCGAAAUGGCAGCAUAUAUCCCCGUCGCAGGCGCCUUCACAACGUACGCCUCGCGCUUUCUCGAUCCAACAUUUGGCUUUGCGAUGGGUUGGAUUUAUUGGUUCAGCUGGACUAUCACAUUUGCCCUUGAGUUGACAGCUGCGGGUUUGAUCAUUCAGUACUGGGAGAAGGGGCUGAAUAUCGGUAUUUGGAUCGCUGUGUUUUGGGUCCUCUUUACUGCUGCCAAUUUCAUGCCUGUUCGCUGGUUUGGAGAGUUCGAGAUGUGGUUUUCCAGUAUCAAGGUCAUCACUAUCAUUGGCUUCAUUAUUUUUUCGAUCUGUGUUAAUGCCGGCGUCGGCGAUCAGGGAUAUCUCGGAUUCAAAUACUGGAAGGAUCCCGGGGCAUUCAAUGAACAUCUUGUUGAGGGAGAUGUUGGACGUUUCGUUGGCUUUUGGUCGGUUUUGAUCACCGCCGGCUUCAGUUAUCAAGGCUCGGAAUUGGUGGCCAUUGGAGCUGGCGAAACAAAGGAUCCACGAAAGACGAUUCCUUCUGCAAUGCGCUGGACCUUUUGGGGCGUCUUCUCAAUCUUUAUCGCGACCGUGUUCUUCCUCGGUCUCAAUAUCCCGUCGACAAACAAAGACCUUCUUAGCGAAUCGCAAGACGCUUCAGCAUCUCCUCUGGUCAUUGUCGCUCAAUUGGCUGGUGUUCCGAUACUGCCUUCGAUCCUCAAUGCGGUUCUGUUGACUGCUGUAUUGACUGCUGCAAACUCGGAUGUGUACUCCAGCAGUCGCAUUCUUAUUUCUCUGGCUGAUUCGGGCCAUGCACCAGCAUUUUUGAAAAAGACGAACCGUUUCGGCACGCCUUAUAAUGCCGUCGGAGUUUGCGCCGCUGUCGGCUUUUUGUCUUUCCUCAAUCUAUCCAACGACGGAACUGUUGUGUUCAAUUGGUUCUUGAGCAUUACCUCUGUUGCGGGAUUUAUCGCAUGGGCUAUCAUUUCGCUCUGUCAUAUUCGGUUCAUGAAGGCUUUGUCUCUUCAAGGGAUUUCCCGAUCGGAAUUACCCUACGUUGCGCCCUUGCAGCCAUAUUUGUCUUGGUAUGGUCUAAUUACGGCAGCACCAAUGAGACGAUCCUGUUUUCAGCCGAAGAUCCCGGUGCUGAUUACCUCAGCGCUAUCGAUAGUACUAAUAUCUGUUUCUAAACAAUUUCAAGAUCCCAGGGACACGAGGCCUUUUGAGAUGUUUCGGGACGCGUCAAUACAUUCGUUGAUACCAACGACGCUGCUCCUUCUGUGUCUUGAUGUUGGUUCUGUUUUAGCAGCUUCGGAAGGCUCGGGGCUUGAUCGGUGUCCAGAUUACGUCGCUAAUCAUGCACCAUUAGUAUGGCUUCACCCAGAGGAUCGUUUCAUGCCCAGUGAUCUCUCGGCUCACAUCACCAACACAAUACCGAAACUCAAUGGACAGCCAAUCAACGGGCCUUCAUCCAUUGACCUCUCAAACCUUGGGGAGCUCAACAGCUACGGCGGUGAAGAUGUUGCUCUCACAGCCAAGGAAGAUCCUCUCACUUACCCUCAAUGGAUUCUGGGUGAAGCACCGGAUGCUUCUGGUCGAAUAGCCAACUCAGUUCCCUGCGCUGUGAUCUUGGUGGAGAAGAGCGAGGUCGACAUCGAUGCAUUCUACUUUUACUUUUACUCAUUUAACGAGGGACCAAAUAUCACUCAGGUCAUGGAACCGAUCAAUCAUUUAGUCGGAGACGAGAACUUAUCGUCGGGGAUGCACUUUGGCAACCAUGUUGGAGACUGGGAGCACAACAUGGUCAGGUUUCAUAAUGGAACUCCUGUUGGUGUUUACUACAGCCAGCAUAUUGACGGCGUUGGUUUUAAAUGGGAUGACUCCACGCUCAACAUCACCGAUUCAAGGCCUAUCGUGUAUAGUGCCCUCGGCUCGCAUGCCAACUAUCCACAAAGAGGCCACCAAAUUCACAAUGCGGCAAUGUUCGACUACUGCGAUGAGGGCAAGUUAUGGAACCCAGCUCAGUCAGCCUACUACUAUCGUUUCAACCCCGAUUCCUUUACCAUCACUCCAAUUAUUUCACCCUUUGAACCGUCUGCAACUGAGCCCGCUCAGAACUUCACGUCAUGGUUCGACUUCACCGGCCACUGGGGCGACAUCAGCUAUCCCGAUUCUGAUCCUCGGCAAGAAACCGUACCUCACUUCGGUCUUAAACGCUUCAACUCUGGACCCAACGGUCCUCGCUUCAAGCAUUUAAUUCGCAAGGGCCUUGUACGAGAUCAUGCGCGAAAAAUGGGUUGGAAAGAGUGGGCAGUUGGUGUUUUCAUGUAUUGGUAUCCUUGUUGUAUAAGAGGCUGGAGAUUAUGGAGGUCUUUGGGGAUCAUGGCUGUGAUGGCGUCGGCGUUUGUGCUUGCAGUUGUGUACGGAAUCAGAAGGCUGCAGACUUGGAGACAGAGACAGGUGUACACAAAACUGAAGAACGAUGAUAUCCCGAUGGAAGAGUUGAGGAGAGAGGAGGAGUUUUUGAUAGGGUCUUCUGAUGAUGAGGAUGACCAUCGACGGUAG